Molecule: messenger RNA, 2164 nt
Organism: Coccomyxa subellipsoidea C-169
Lineage: Eukaryota; Viridiplantae; Chlorophyta; Trebouxiophyceae; Coccomyxaceae
Product: protein phosphatase 1
Exons: 7
Coding region: 123-1055 (310 amino acids)
Cellular component (GO): cytoplasm; nucleus
Molecular function (GO): protein serine/threonine phosphatase activity
Source: RefSeq, a predicted model, not a curated record
GUGAAAACUUCUGCGUGUCUUGCUGCCGAGCGAUCUGUUGAGCAAUCUUGCUGAAAUCGUUACAUGCUACUUUUUAUUCCCUGCGCGCCCGCUGUAUAUUGCCUUGCCAGAGGAUUGUGGUAAUGGAAGAAGCUAUGCUCGAUGAUGUCAUAGACCGCCUGUUGGAAGUCCGGGCUGGGCGUCCUGGGAAGCAAGUCCAAUUAACAGAGCAGGAGAUUCGUCAACUCUGCCUCACAGCGAAAGAAAUCUUCAUGUCUCAGCCGAAUCUCCUGGAGCUUGAAGCUCCCAUUAAGAUAUGCGGGGACAUCCAUGGACAGUACUCUGACCUCUUGCGGCUUUUUGAGUAUGGUGGCUUUCCUCCCGAGGCCAACUAUCUCUUCCUGGGAGACUAUGUUGAUCGCGGGAAACAAAGCCUGGAGACAAUCUGCCUCCUUCUGGCCUACAAGGUCAAGUAUCCGGAAAAUUUCUUUCUUCUUAGAGGCAAUCAUGAGUGUGCAUCGAUAAACCGCAUUUAUGGGUUCUAUGAUGAAUGCAAGCGGCGGUACAAUGUGAGGCUCUGGAAGACCUUCACUGAUUGCUUCAAUUGCCUACCUGUGGCUGCACUGGUGGAUGAAAAGAUUCUCUGUAUGCAUGGUGGCCUCUCUCCAGAAUUGAAAUCGCUGGAGCAAGUGAAGCGCAUUCCUCGCCCAACAGAUGUCCCAGAUACAGGCUUGCUGUGCGAUCUGCUAUGGGCAGACCCCGACAAAGAAAUUCAGGGCUGGGGUGAAAACGAUAGAGGCGUUUCCUACACAUUUGGGCCUGACAGUGUGUUGGACUUCCUUGCUAAGCAUGACUUGGACCUGAUCUGCCGAGCACACCAGGUGGUGGAGGAUGGCUAUGAGUUCUUUGCUAAGCGACAGCUUGUCACCAUAUUCAGCGCGCCCAACUACUGUGGUGAAUUUGAUAAUGCUGGAGCAAUGAUGAGCGUGGAUGAGACACUCAUGUGCUCUUUCCAGAUCCUGAAGCCGGCGGAAAAGAAGCAGCGCUUUCUUCCUCCAGUUGUGCGCAAGCUAUAAAUGGCUGGGCAAAGUACUCCGAAAUGCAGCAUAGCAGGUAGUUGGUUGCCGACUGUUGGCAUAAAAAGUUGUGUUGACUCUCUUUAGGUUCCUCUUAUCUGUCUUCAUAGAAGGCUGAUCAGACGAAGGUUGAAAGCUGGGAGCAUCGAGGAUGGCGGUGACGGGCACAUUCCAUGACGUUCAAGCUAUGAUAUGCUUUGAUGUUCGCAUAUCAUUUUCUAUAAUAUGCUGCAGAACUUGUUUUGCCCAUGCGCCUGACUAUGACUGGUCAUUUGACGUCGGGUGUACUGAUUUCAAAAACUUAUGAGAGUGCUUCUUCAAGAAAGUUGAUUCUCCCUAAUGUCACGUUCAAUAUAUUCAAUAUAUAUUGCGCAUGCGUCCGACAAUCAUUGUUAGUCAUACAUGAUCUAACGCUACUUGUGUAAGUAGCCUACUGAGUCAACUUGUGUCCGCUUAACUUCACUGAAGACGCCCACUGGGCGUCCCUUAACCCGGCUACCAAGGUAAGUAUGCAGCAAAAAUAGUAUAUAUCUGCACCAAUGUCGCCAAUCACUUCAAAGAUCUUCAAAGAUUGUCAUAUGAAAUCCACACAAUAUUCAGGACUGUGGCGCGCGCCACGCGCACGCAAAUGUCUCAGGCCGCGGGCUUCUGAAUUUUCUGAUGCGAUUGCCAGCAGCGCUGUCCUGUAACUAAUAGCACUAUACUGCUGCCAGACAUUUAUCGAUGAAUGGUGGAUCAAGCCUGAAGCUCAAUGUCCUAGGGGAGCCCUCCAAGGUGUUCAAGUCACUGUGAGCAACCUAACACAGGGUAGCAGUGUCACACUUAUACGGUAUUCAAGAACCACCACAAACACGGUCCAGUUGCUAGCUAUGGAUCGAUAAGCACUAGUGUUCUGGUUUUCAGCUUGAGCUACUGCCGCUGUACAGUGUACACAGGGCCAUGGCUGGCAUGAAUUUUGAGGACCAGACUCAGGCCACUGACUGCUCAAUGAGGAUUCACAUAUAUAACUUGAAUAUUGAGCAUGAUGUUCUGCACCUUGUCGGACAGCGCGCGACAAGACGCCAGGUUGUACUGCAUCAUGUAUGGCAGUAUGCAUUAUUCUCAAAUAG